AAGCGACUUUCGCCAUUGAAAAGGCAAGAUGGGUAUGACAGAAUCAACUAUGACUAUAGGAUACAAUGAAUGGAAGGAGCCGGAUUUGCACCCUAAUCGUCAUAAAUCUCCAACUUUCGACCCCAAUUACGGGUUCCCCAAUGGUCGUAAAGAGAGAGAGCCAACUCUUUCCUAUGAUGAAAUGGUAGCACAUAAAGUACCGGAAGAAUACCGUGAUUACUGUGCUCAUUAUUAUGUCGAUAUGGCCAGAUGUUACCGGAAGGUGUUGCCAUUCAAUUAUAGAUGUAGUCAUGAAAAACACCACUGGGACCAGUGUCAAUAUGAGGAAAUGAUAAGUAGAAUGAAAGAAUAUGAACGUGAAAAACGAUUAAUACAACGGGCAGCUAGAAAGAAAAUGAUGUCACCAGUGGAUGAGGGAGGGCUGGAAGAGUAGAUAUUAUUUUCUGGACAUUUGUAAAUAUAGGCCUCGCCUCCUGGAAUGUGUCGCCUAACUCGACUCCAUAGUUUGUGUUACUUGUAUGUUGGAAAUGAAUACAUAAAAAUUGAUUUUU
Molecule: messenger RNA, 551 nt
Organism: Pecten maximus
Lineage: Eukaryota; Metazoa; Mollusca; Bivalvia; Pectinida; Pectinidae
Product: NADH dehydrogenase [ubiquinone] 1 beta subcomplex subunit 7-like
Exons: 3
Coding region: 29-433 (134 amino acids)
Cellular component (GO): mitochondrion
Source: RefSeq, a predicted model, not a curated record